CAGACAGGUUCACAUGCAGCUGGAAACAGACACCGCUGACCUGAAACUGAGGAGGAUAUAACGACUCUCGAUCACUAGGGAUUUUCCAAUCAGGGAAAACGACUGUUGAAGAGACCAAAACUCUGAUGAUGAAACAGUGUGCCAGAAGGCAGAUGACUGAGCCUGUCUUCAGGGUUGCUGUCCUGCUCGCAUUAUGUAGCCUCAGUAUCGGAGUCGAUGUCCACCAAGCUCAGAAAACACCAUCUAUCUCGAGUGCAGCACUUCAAAGACAUAAAAGAGAUUGGAAAUGGGAUAAACUGUAUGCGUAUGAGGAAACACGACCUAAAAACCCACCUGAAAAGAUUGGAAAGCUAGAAAAUACAUUUUUUUCUUCGUCCACAAGAUAUAUUCUCAAAGGAGAUGGAGCUAAAGACAAGUUUGGUGUAACUGACAAUGGGGAUAUUGUUGUCCUUGCAAAGCUGGACCGGGAAACACAAAGUGUCUACAAUCUCUCAGCUUCUCUCCUCAACAUACAUACUGGAGAGUUAGUUGACAAAGAUGAAUCAUUUGUAAUAGUAGUACUGGAUAUUAACGACAACAUCCCCGUUUUCGAUUCUGACCAAUCUGGAUCCAUCAGCGAAUCCUCUAGAGCAGGAACAACUAUAAUGAAAGUAAAAGCAACAGACGCUGAUGAUUCCUCCACUGAAAAUGGAAGGAUUGACUUCAAACUACUAAAUGGCACAGACCUCUUCAAAAUCAAGCCCAAUGGUGACCUAAUAGCAUUGAAAAGUGACCUCGACCGUGAGAAACAGAGUCAGUAUCUUAUUGCUGUUCAAGCCAAAGACAUGCCAGAACACCUGACUGGGAAUUCUGCCACUACCGUUGUUACCAUCAACAUAAAAGACAUAAAUGACAACAUUGCCACCUUUAAGAAAGAAAGAUACCAGUUUACAGUGAAGGAAGACUUGAAACCCGGAAGUGAAAUUGGCCUUUUAGAGGUGGAGGACAAAGACGAGAUACAAAACAAAGAUCCAACAUUUGCGCUACAAUCUAAAUUCAAUGAUGUGUUUGAUAUUAAACGAACUAAAGAGAAAGAUGGAAUGCUAAGCCUCAAAGUGCCUCUUGACUAUGAAAAGGAGAAGACACACAAGUUUAUCGUAAUUGUGGAAGAACACACAGUAUCGAGAACACCUGAUAACAAAGGGCUGUUGAAGAGAACCGAAGUAAUCAUUGAUGUAACUGAUGUUGAUGAACCACCUAUUUUUAACCAAACAGAGUACACGUUUAGCGUGUUCGAGGGCCCAUUCAAGAAUCCUGUCAUUGGAGCUGUUUCAGCAAAAGACCCAGAUAGUGCCAGUUAUAAAAUACGGUAUACCAUUGAAAAUGCAAACUGUCCUGUAGAUGUGGAUCCUGUAAAUGGAUAUUUGUCUUUGAAGAGGACACUGGACAGAGAGCAAGAAUCCUUAUAUACAUUCCAGGUUACAGCACAUGAAGAUGUUUUGAAUGGUCUUAAAUCCUCUACUAUGGUUAGCCUGAAGGUUCUGGACAUUAAUGACAAUGCACCAGAACUAACCAAUGGGAGCUACGUGUAUGUCUGUGAGAAUGAUAAACCUAACACAAUAAUUGGGACUAUUGGUGCCUCCGACAAGGAUGAAAAUUCAGGCAGGUUUCGCUUCACUCUUGCAAGAAAGAGCUCAAACUUUUCCCUCUAUGAUAACCAAGAUAAUACUGCGACAAUUGUGCUGAAGCAAGGAGGUUUCAGUACAGAGAAUUCAGAGGAAUAUGUGCUGGAAAUUGAGAUUGCUGAUGGAGGAACGCCAGAGCAAAAGAGUGUUAACCUGCUGCAGAUUAAAGUGUGCACAUGUCAGUCGGGUCGACGGGUGGAGUACUGCAUGUCCUACGCAAGGACUGGAAUGAGUGUCAGUGCCCUCCUCGCCAUCCUUCUCUGUAUCAUUACCAUCCUGGUAAUCGUAAUCCUCAUUGUGUUGAGACGGCGCUAUCAGAAAGAAGUUCUUGUCACCAAGGCAUCUGGCGAAAUCCAUGAGCAGCUGGUGAGAUAUGACGAGGAGGGCGGAGGAGAAAUGGACACCAAUGGCUACGAUGUCUCCAUCCUGUCUUCUGCCUGUCACGAUAGCAGCUUUCGGCCCAGUGUGGGACCUGCACUUUAUGCCAUGGUCAAGAAACCUCCUGCUUGUAAGGGUGACAUGGCCAUGAUGAUCGAGGUGAAGAAGGACGAGGCAGAUCGUGAUCGAGAUGGCAUUCCCUAUGACACAUUACACAUCUAUGGCUAUGAGGGAACCGAAUCACUAGCUGGUUCCCUCAGCUCUUUGGACUCGUCGUCCAGUGGGUCUAACCUGGAUUAUGAUUUUAUACAUGAGUGGGGACCUCGGUUCAGGACCCUGGCUCAGCUUUAUGGAGUAGACGGCUCUGAUUCGGAUAGCUCCUACUGAAGUCCAUGGUCAUCAUCAGCUUGAUGGAGACUGUGGUUUUCUCUUCAUGGGAAUUUUAGUAAGCAUCCCAUGCUACCGCUUUUUGAAAGAAAGUGCCAAUAUGUGUUUUUCCUCCAUGCAUUGUUAUAAUGAGCACUACUGUAUUUGAAAUCUACAAAGAAUAAAGGGCCAUUCACACCAAGGAUGAUAACUAGCGAUAAUAAUAGUGAUGUCAGUCUAUAAAUCAUUUUAUGAAAGAACUGAUUAAGUUUUUCCUUAAUCAUUCAAGGAAGAACAGCAAAUUUUACUCCAAAAUAUAAAAUGAAACUGGGACAAAAGAACAAUAUUUGACCACCUGGUGAUUGACAAAAUGACAGGCAGUCAGAACAUAUCUUAUCCUUGAUCAUUAUUGAUUGCAAGCUCAUUUAACACACAUUUACAGUACUACGCACAGUUAAAAGAUUUAGCACUACAGACCCCUAUUUAUGAUAGGAUUCAUGAUUGUAGUUUCUAAAUUUAUAUCAAGAGUCUACAAUUGGCAAUUAAUUUUUUUUUUUUUGUAAAUAAUGUGUAUGUGGACCAAUUAUUAUGCAAGUUUAUUUAUAAACUAAUUUUGAGAGUGGCACGUGCUUAUGAUUGAUCACAGUUGGUCCUGCAUUAGCUAACGCAUGAUUCACCAAUCAGAUGAUUAUUAACUCACUA
This is a messenger RNA of Danio rerio (zebrafish), 3110 nucleotides long. It is a transcript of the gene cdh5, whose product is annotated as cadherin 5. Gene Ontology annotation, biological process: epithelial tube morphogenesis; system development; cell-cell junction organization. Lineage: Eukaryota; Metazoa; Chordata; Actinopteri; Cypriniformes; Danionidae. The record is from RefSeq and is marked validated. Gene Ontology annotation, molecular function: calcium ion binding. Gene Ontology annotation, cellular component: membrane; cell-cell junction; plasma membrane.